Limulus polyphemus (Atlantic horseshoe crab) is the source of this 1120-nucleotide messenger RNA. Its product is annotated as glycerophosphodiester phosphodiesterase 1-like. Gene Ontology annotation, molecular function: phosphoric diester hydrolase activity. The record is from RefSeq and is a predicted model, not a curated record. Lineage: Eukaryota; Metazoa; Arthropoda; Merostomata; Xiphosura; Limulidae. Gene Ontology annotation, biological process: lipid metabolic process. The transcript has 4 exons. The annotation marks the transcript as partial.
AGGAAGAUAUACAAGUUAAUUUUAAAUGAUUCAACAUUAGAUGCUGUUCUAUCAACAUUAAGUUUUUUUUUUCCUCUGGCAACUAGCUCACUCUACAAAGGUGAGAAAAUCCCUACUCUGGAAGAAGGUGUUCAUGAAUGUUUAAAGCUCAAGCUAAGAAUGAUCUUGGACAUCAAAGAAUUUGACAACAAAGCGCUGACAGCAGUGUUGGAGAUAUUUGAAAAAUAUCAAGAGCUGUACAAAGUGGCCAUAGUAUCAUCCUUCCACCCGCUCUUUAUAUAUCAGUUGAGGAAAGCCAAUCCAAACAUAAUAUGUGGACUGAUGUGGCGGCCAAAGUUUGUGUCCUCCGAUGACCUUGUGAAUGGACGUCCACGGUUUAGAGGUCCUUGGAAGAUGACUCUAGGAAAGAUUGGUGACCGUUUGCUAGACUGGUCUUUUCACAGCUGGCUGUGGUAUGUUACUGGUGUGUCUGUAGUUCUCAUCCACAAAGAUGCAAUUUCUCAGGAAUAUUUGAGAAUGUGGAGUACUCGAGGAGUUCGGGUUAUCCCUUGGACAAUCAACCAUCCAGUUGAAAAACAACACUUCUCCAGUAUCCUGAAUCUCCCAAUCAUGACGGAUUCCUUACUGAUCAAGUUUGAAACUAUGGUGAAGCUUUGAUCGACAGCCUCAUCAAGAAUGUAACAAUUGUGUAGAUAUAAAAUAAUCUUCACACGAUGAAGAGAUGGGUUUUUAUACUUUUUAAAGUGCUUUAUUGUUGCUUCAGACAUUCCAGUAUGAUAUUAUCACAUUAAUGGAAUAUUUUGAUGAACUGUGUAUGUUUUUAUCUCUAAAAUUCCAAAUCUUUUAUUUAAUGUUCUGAAACAUGUUUAACUUUUUUCAACCUCAUUAGAUAUUAAUCUUUAAUAUAUUUUUACCAGUUGUGAUAUUUUAGUAAUACUUACAUAAAAUCUUGAUAAAUAGUAAAUGAAAGAUUUAGACAUGAAAAGAAAAAACGUAAAUUAUUGUAAAUUUUAGGCCUACUAUCCACAUAUUUCAAAUUUAAAACAUUCUCUGAAAGGUAUUCCAUAAUUAUCAUAUUAUUCCAGUUAGUAAAUGUCUUAAGUUUAAGUGUAUCUAGUCA